Sus scrofa (pig) is the source of this 1654-nucleotide messenger RNA. RefSeq names its product nitrilase 1 (gene NIT1). The record is from RefSeq and is a predicted model, not a curated record. Gene Ontology annotation, molecular function: hydrolase activity, acting on carbon-nitrogen (but not peptide) bonds, in linear amides. NCBI's taxonomy places the organism in Eukaryota, Metazoa, Chordata, Mammalia, Artiodactyla, Suidae.
UCUCUGGGUGGCCACGCAAAUGUGCGACUAUAGUAAAGGCGUACACCAACCAUAGGCUUCUCCCCUCUUCUCGCAUCGACUCCGGACCCGGCCGGGUUGCCCUCCUUCGCAUUCCCAGCUCCUCACCUGCUCGGCUGACACCGCCCCCUUCCCCGCGCCGCUCCCGCUGCUCUUGCCGGCGCGACUGCUGCUCUCCGCCAUCUUCACCGCCUGCUGAGCUUCCGGCCUGCGCAGCUCGGCCCCCGCCUUGCGUCACGUCCGGUCUCGGAGUUACCGCCCACUCGCCCCCGGCGCCAGGCUCCUCUUCUUCCAGGCCCCUGUUCGGUUCGGAUCCUGUUAAUGGUUUUGGCCGUGCCUUCAUGUAGGACCUGCUACCUAGCCCGCCCGCCGCGGCUGGGCUUCAUCAUCAGGCCUCCUCACCAGCUCCUGUCCCUUCUUUUGGGUCCUCGGCUCCGGAUACUUCGACUCUCAAUACUUUGUGCUCAGCCCAGACCCAGAUCCAUGGCUAUUUCCUCUUCCUCCUGGGACUUGCCCCUCGUGGCUGUGUGCCAGGUAACAUCCACACCGGACAAGCAGCAGAACUUUAAAACAUGUGCUGAGCUGGUUCGAGAGGCUGCCAGACUGGGCGCUUGCCUGGCUUUCCUGCCUGAGGCAUUUGACUUCAUUGGAAGGGACCCUGAAGAGACGCUACGCCUGUCUGAGCCACUGGGUGGGAAACUUUUGGGAGAAUAUACCCAGCUUGCCAGGGAAUGUGGACUCUGGCUGUCCUUGGGUGGUUUCCAUGAGCGUGGCCAAGACUGGGAGCAGACUCAGAAAAUCUACAAUUGUCAUGUGAUUCUGAACAACACGGGGUCAGUAGUGGCCACUUACAGGAAGACGCAUCUGUGUGAUGUUGAGAUUCCAGGGCAGGGGCCUAUGUGUGAAAGCAACUCUACCAUACCUGGGCCCAGUCUUGAGCCUCCGGUCAGCACACCAGCAGGCAAGAUUGGUCUAGCUAUCUGCUAUGACAUGCGGUUCCCUGAACUCUCUCUGGCAUUGGUUCAGGCUGGAGCAGAAAUACUUACCUACCCUUCAGCUUUUGGAUCUGUUACAGGCCCAGCCCACUGGGAGGUGUUGCUGCGGGCCCGAGCCAUUGAAACUCAGUGCUAUGUAGUGGCGGCAGCACAGUGUGGACGCCACCAUGAGAAGAGAGCAAGUUAUGGCCAUAGCAUGGUGGUAGAUCCCUGGGGAACGGUGGUGGCCCGCUGCUCUGAAGGACCAGGCCUCUGCCUUGCCCGAAUUGACCUCAAUUAUCUGCGACAGUUGCGCCAACACCUGCCUGUGUUCCAGCACCGCAGGCCUGAUCUCUAUGGCAGUCUGGGUCACCCACUGUCUUAAGACUUCUGACUUCUGUCAGUUGAGACCCCUAUUGUGAGCUGGUGUUGCUGUGACUUGUAGGCAGGACCCAGGCGCAGCUCCCCUCACUUGGAGAACCUUGUCUCUUGAUGAAACACAGGCUCAGCUCCUUGGGAAAGAAGAAACUUUCACCUAAGCUCAGAUUUCAGUUUCAGAAAGGUAGAAUUUUAUAUAGUCACUGUUUAUUUCAUGAAAACUGAAGUUACGCUGAGGGCUGAGCAGCACUGGCAUUGAAAAAAAUAUAAUAAUCACAAAGUCU